UGAGAAUCAGACAUCAGAGGGAACUUGGAGGACACAGAGAAGCGCAAAUUAUCAGACAGAGUGAGAACGAAGAAGAAGAAAGCACAGGAUGCUAAGCUUGAGAUAUUCAUUACCUUAUCUUCUUCUUCAAACAAGGGAAUCAUCAACUAAGCUCUUCACCAAAAAGCCUAACAAUGUUGUGGUUUGUGCGGCGAGAGGUCCAAGACCUCGGUCUCCUCGUGUAUGGAAAACAAGGAAGAGGAUUGGAACUAUCUCUAAAGCUGCCAAAAUGAUUGCUUGUAUAAAAGGAUUGUCGAAUGUUAAAGAAGAAGUUUAUGGAGCGCUUGAUUCCUUCAUUGCUUGGGAAUUAGAGUUCCCUCUUGUUAUAGUUAAGAAGGCAUUAGUUAUACUUGAAGAUGAAAAAGAAUGGAAGAAGAUUAUUCAGGUGACAAAAUGGAUGCUGAGUAAAGGCCAAGGAAGAACAAUGGGAACUUACUUCUCAUUACUAAAUGCUUUAGCAGAAGAUAAUCGCCUUGACGAAGCUGAGGAAUUGUGGAACAAAUUGUUCAUGGAACAUUUAGAAGGAACUCCUAGAAAGUUCUUCAACAAAAUGAUCUCUAUAUAUUACAAGAGAGAUAUGCACCAAAAGCUCUUCGAGGUCUUUGCUGACAUGGAGGAGCUUGGAGUGAAACCGAAUGUUGCGAUUGUGUCUAUGGUUGGAAAAGUGUUUGUGAAACUAGAGAUGAAGGAUAAGUACGAGAAACUGAUGAAGAAAUAUCCUCCACCACAGUGGGAGUUUAGAUACAUCAAAGGAAGACGUGUUAAGGUCAAGGCAAAGCAGCUGAAUGAGCUAAGCGAAGGUGAAGGUGGUUUAAGCAGCGACGAAGAUAAGAUUGACAAUGAGAUUGAGAGUGAAGAAGAAGAUGGUGAGGAUCUCAGUGAAGAGGAAGAAGAUGAAAAAGAACUUUUGGGUGGAAGUCAAGGACAGAUUACUUCUAGAGAACCCAGUCUUGAUCAUUUGGACUCUUCAUGAGCUUUUGAGAUCGUAUCUACCGUUGAAUCAUCUAUAAGGAAAAUAGAUAGACGGCCAAGGUUCUUCAAAGAAGCUUUCUGGGGCUGAGCUUGGGUUUCUGACGAAAACAUGACCAGAAAAGUUUUGAACUAUCUGAGCUUAAGAGUCAAAACAAGGUAUAGAUUUGAAGAGUCAACUAAAAAGAGUAUUAAACUCAGCAAAAAGAUUAAAUACUGUAAAAUCUUUUAGUACGACUGUGUAAGCUCUGAAAACAAAAAUUAUUGUAUAAUUUCAGACAAUAAUUUCAGAUCAACGUUAACUA
Molecule: messenger RNA, 1313 nt
Organism: Arabidopsis thaliana (thale cress)
Lineage: Eukaryota; Viridiplantae; Streptophyta; Magnoliopsida; Brassicales; Brassicaceae
Product: Pentatricopeptide repeat (PPR) superfamily protein
Exons: 6
Coding region: 89-1012 (307 amino acids)
Source: RefSeq, marked reviewed